Molecule: messenger RNA, 4507 nt
Organism: Petromyzon marinus (sea lamprey)
Lineage: Eukaryota; Metazoa; Chordata; Hyperoartia; Petromyzontiformes; Petromyzontidae
Source: RefSeq, a predicted model, not a curated record
CGGCGCCGUCACUUCCAGUCAGAGAGUUUGCGGGAAGCGCUGUGCGCGUGCGCCCCACUCCACAGUGCCGAGUUAGCGUCAGGCGGUUAACACCACACAUACAUACCGUAUGUACUUCGUGUGUGUGUGUAGAUGUAUGUAUCGCCACAUUUCCUAGAUGGUCCGGCUAUCGAUCGCUGUUUGGCACUUGCCCUAACGGUCUGUGAAGGCUCUACGGUCUACGGGGACCGUUGUUUUACAGUCGGAGACGGUGGGGGGGGUCACCGUCACUCGUGCUGUGAGGGUCAGCAGUGAGCUGUCGGUUAUCAGGGACGAGAGUGUCCCUCUCAGUCGGAGGUCACUCCACCGGGGGGAGCUCGGUGACCUGUGGGUGACCGGUGGAUGCGCCUAAGGUCGGACGGACACGUGUGAGUGUACAGCAUGGCUUCCGGCAGAGAGGAAGGGACAUUGACAACGCCCGUGUCGCCCGAGCACGACCCAGACAACGAACAUUUCUUCUUCGAGAACGACUACCCUUCAAACCCGCAGCAACGCGGCACCGUGCUGGAAUUCCUGUCGGGUGAGGAGCGCGACUUGUACAGCGAGCACAACGUCAGAUUCUGGAUGAGCUCGGGAACCGCUCCCCACGACAGCCGGCCUUUCGGGAAUAUUAUGAAACACCUGAAGGAAUUGUUUCCUGGUGCCAGCCAUAGCACGUCCAUCAUGAAGUUCCUCGCACACGUGGUCCGCAUCGAAUACCACACGGAGAGCAUCGUUCGUCUGUCGAGCUUCUGCGACCUGGUGCGCUGGUUCGGGCCCUUCAGGGAAAUCGUCUACAAUCAGAAGAAGACGUGCGUGUGCCUGUGCAACCUGGAGUUGCUCAUGAUGGAGUCACAGGUGCUCGUGUCGAAGCAGAAAAUGAGCUGGUUCGCGGGUCACAUGAGCAGUGCGGCGGCGGAGGAGAAACUGCGGGGGCGACCUAGCGGCACCUACCUGGUGCGCUUCUCCGAGUCGGAGCGCGAAACGGGCAGCUUCGCGCUGUCCAUCGUUGUCGCUGGCGGUGGUGGCACGGAGCACGUGACCAUCAAGGGCGACCCCAAGAUGGUGAACUCGGAGGUGGCGGCGGCGAGAGACGAUCCCAACCUGUGGCUGGAGUACUGCGCGGACAGCGACGGGCGCAGGUACCCCAGCCUGCCCGUGCUGAUGAACAAGCGGCUCAUGGAAGACGCCUUCCACGAUGACCACGAGGACACCGCCUGCGAGGCAGCGUGCCCCGACCUGCCGCUCAACGCCAUAUUCAAGGCCUACAAGAACAAGUCCUGAGUCUCACGGCGAUCGGCGGCGGGGGUGAGGCCUGCAUCACGUGGGGCCGUCUGCGUGCUUCGGGAGCAUUCUUGCCACGCGUGCCGGUUGUAAAACGAUCACUUUUUUGCAUCCGUCAUCUCCGUCGUCGUCAGCCGUCGUCCGUACACUGCGUGAGGGUCUCCCCAAGCCGUCGCCAUCUCUCACGGUCUGAGUCCGCACGGAGCCGGCAGCGUCGCGGUGUCCUCCCUGGUGUGUUCCCUUCUUGCCGGGCUGUGAGCGCCCGACUCACGGUAAGACGUUUCGUCCGGCACUGCAAGCGUCCGCAGCUGCGCUGAUCGAGUACCGGAGGGGAGUAUUUUCGACCUCACAGCCACUGCGUUUGUAGUUUUAGCGCCACGCUCCCGUCACUUCUCGCACUGCCAGGGGCGUAUUACCGAGGCGGAAGUGGCAGAGGUGUGAAUGUUAACUUUUUGUUUGACCACCAAAGUUAUUUUUUUAUUUCCUCUUUGGCUCUCGGUAAGGAAUAGGUUCCCCACUCCUUGCGUACACCUCUCACACCUCUUGCCAACACUGAACUCGACCCAUUCAACAGGGGCGCAACUAUGGGGUAUGGCAGCGAAUGCGACGCAUCGGGGCACAGUUGGCCACAAGGAGGCCCCGAAGCAACAGAUAAACAAGUAACAAAAUGUGAAGAAAACGUAUUUAGAAAAAUAUGAAUACAAAAUUAUCUGCGAUCUACCGUGGACCAAGCCCAUAUCAAUAGAGCAGCAUCAAAUUGUUUGAUCCACCUCUUUGAGGAAAUCCUAGAGCGAUGGGCUGGCAUGUAAGAUGCAACGAUUACUUAAUUGUGAGUAUUGAAACCUUUACAUCUUUUGUUAUUAAAAACGUCACCGUGAGACUGUUGUUGUGAGAUACGCACAACAACAACAAAGAAUACUAGCCUACAUAUUAUUGUAUACGGGGUCAAAAACGAUCCGUAGCUAUUUCAGUAAGAGUGAGUCGGGAGAAAGGAUCUUACAUAGCCCCCCCCCCCCCCCCCCCCCCCAUUGAAAUAGGGAGUUGCGCCCCUGCCAUUUAACUUCAUUCACACUCUCAACCGACGUCACCCUCGCUGAACCUCACUCUUACUUCCCGCUCGCCUGCCCUUUCUACAUAUGCAUGCACGUUGAACUUCCUUCGCACCGUACGUACCACGUUUGCAAGCGAGACUUCUCCUGGCCUCCUGAGUCCUCGCCUGGUCAAACAAAACAAACCCGACUUGAUUCUGCCACGCUCACCCUUACCGGAGGUGGUCCUCACCGGCAACGUAUGUGCCUCACCCCACGCUACCGCUCCAUCACUUGCACUCAUUGAUCUCUGGCUGUGCCCUCACCAGCUUCAUUCGAUGCUCACCCAGUCUCACCUUUUCCGGCGUUGCCUGCAUUACUUUGCUUUUAUCCCUCAGAACCUGCAAGCAGAAUUCAAAUCAGAAUAUGUAUUUAAACUGCCAUUCGAUGAGCUAUAAAGCUCUUUUUCACAGAUGUCCAGUAGGGGCCGGUUAGAAUGUUACUACAACAAACAUUGCUGUGGUUGUUCCACCUGAUGACGAUUGCUUGUGUUGCGAUUGAAACGUCGUGAUUUGUUUUAUUGCUACCUACGUGACUUUACCUGAAAGAACCAAAGAGUUAUGGAUCCCUGCAGUCACAAAAACUUCAAAUCAAGAUUGAACACGAUAGUAGUUCAAAGUACAAGCGAGGUAAACAAACCAACUAAACACAAACAAAUACAACAACUCAACCAUCCCCAUCCUACCAGGCAAAGCCCACUGAGGGAUUAACUCAUUUUUUAGAAGCCACACAAUCGGGCCUAACUUCCUUGCUAAUGUUAUCCACCAACUUUGCUAUUCUUACCCAAGGCAUGCUUUUUCAACGGUUUUAUUUAACUUCACUUGUGUUUGUCGUGGUCAAAUCUUGUAAUUAAAAGUUAGUCUACUUCCUGUUGUCCAAUCAAUUCCAAAUUUUGCACACGUACUCAGAUCCGGUGGCAAUUCAUCAAGUAAUUGCCUCCUUUCAAGCAAUUAACAUUUUUGUAUGGACGGCUUAUUAAUUAUAUAUUUUUGUGUAGGUCAAAAACGCCGCGGUCCCUAAACUGUGGAAUUGGCUCGCACAAAAAGCAGGCGCCACGUGUCUCAGGCGCCAUUGACGUACUUCUCAUAGACCGUGAGUUAAACGAAGUUGUUAAUAAAAACGUUGUUUUAAAAAAACAUUUUUUAAAAGAGUUAAUUUUAUAACAUAAAUUCAAGUCGGCUUUUUUGAGUUCAGUAUUUGGUGAUACUGGUGCUGAUACUGGAUAUCUUUGAGAAAAAGCUUUAUAGCUCAUUGUAUUCCUCCAGUAACACAUUCGUUAGGAACAAGAAAUUUAACCGGUGACGUUUUGGGCAAUGACCCUUCUUCAGAGCACAGUGAGGUUGAGUGAUGUUGCCCAACAUAUACUUUUUAAGGUCACGUUGUUAUUGACGAACGUCUGGAGUUUUUAAAAUUAAUUUUGAGUUCACUUUCUACGAAGUAUUGGAGGCCGGUUCUUGAUUUUGCAUAUUGGUGAGCGUGAUGUUUCCAGGUUUAUCCCGUUAAUAUGAUGUACAUGCUUGAUGUUGCACUCAGGUGGGUCGGUUUCACCUCGUGGUAGCGUACAUGACUGGCGGUUAGCAAAGCUGUGAGAACCAAGAGCAGUACUCGCGGCCCAUAUAAUCGUCAUUAUUGUUACCAUGUUUUUUUUAAAUCAAAAAAUGUCCAGUGCAAGUGUGUAUUUUUUGUACCUGUGCAUAACAUUCCGCGUAUCGUCGUAAUCAUCGUGUAACUUGCCACUGCUGGAGCAACGCCCUCUCCCCGUUGUCUCCCGUUGUCUUCCCUUGGUUGACCUUGUGCGGUGGCAGCAGCCACAGGAGCUUCCUUGAGUGUUUGGACUUCAUCUUCCUGGCAUCUCGCUUCCGCCGUCUUCCUCCGCUUAUCUUGCCUUGGCCGUAUCCACUCCGUGGUUUAUUCGUAUUAAGUUUCGAAAAACGUUGAUUAGUGAAGUGAAACCGGUGUGGUGCCGCCUGGUGUUGGUGCGUGCGUCGCGUCGCCAAGGCGUCAGCCUGCGUUUGUAGAAGUCCUGUGCUUGCCAGUGUCAUCUGCACCGCGCGGGGUCUCAUUAAUGUAUUUUUUUUUAUAAAUAUCCUUCAAAAUAAACGUUUACGUACGCUUUG